This is a messenger RNA of Vigna unguiculata (cowpea), 1650 nucleotides long. It is a transcript of the gene AMY2, whose product is annotated as alpha-amylase-like 2. Gene Ontology annotation, biological process: carbohydrate metabolic process. Gene Ontology annotation, molecular function: alpha-amylase activity; calcium ion binding. The record is from RefSeq and is a predicted model, not a curated record. Lineage: Eukaryota; Viridiplantae; Streptophyta; Magnoliopsida; Fabales; Fabaceae.
AUUGAAUAUGAAUUUUGUCUCAAAAGCAGAUUCCCCUUUAUCCUCACAUUCCAAAUUCCCGGCUAAUUUCACCUCUGAUUCUAAUUCCACAGAUUUUUUUAUCCCUUUUUCGCUCUCUACUAAUACCAAUGCCUCACUCCCUCUUUCCUUCAGAUCAAUCUUCUCUUCUCUUAUAUCAAUUCCUUGAUCAAACAACUUCACUAUUCACAAUCCUAACAUGGGCUACUUGAAGGAACACAUCAAUCAACAAACUGAUCCAGCUGCAGUUUUACGUGAUGGAAAAGAAAUUCUUCUUCAGGGAUUCAACUGGGAGUCUCACAAAUACAACUGGUGGAAUAAUUUAGAAACUAAAGUUCCUGACAUUGCUAAGUCUGGAUUUACUUCGGUGUGGUUGCCACCACCAUAUCAUUCAUUUUCACCUGAAGGUUACACUCCGCAGAACCUUUACUCCCUCAAUACUAAAUAUGGUUCUGAGCGUCAGUUAAAAGCUUUGCUUCAGAAGAUGAAACAAUAUAGAGUCAGAGCAAUGGCUGACAUAGUUAUCAAUCAUCGUACUGGAACCACUCAAGGACAUGGAGGAUCGUAUAAUCGAUUUGAUGGAAUUCCUUUAGCAUGGGAUGAACGUGCAGUGACAUCAUGUACUGGAGGACUGGGAAAUCGAAGCACUGGAGCUGUUUUUCAAGGAUUUCCUAACAUUGACCAUACUCAGGACUUUGUGAGAAAAGAUAUCAUUAACUGGCUUCGCUGGUUGCGCUAUGAUGUGGGUUUUCAAGAUUUUCGAUUUGAUUUUGCAAAGGGGUUUUCAGCCAAAUACGUAAGAGAAUACAUUGAGGGAGCAAAUCCUUUGUUUGCUGUUGGAGAGUACUGGGAUACUUGUAACUACAAGGGUUCUUCUUUGGACUAUAAUCAAGAUAGUCAUAGACAACGAAUAGUGAAUUGGAUAGAUGGCACCGGACAACUUUCAACUGCAUUUGAUUUUACAACCAAAGGAAUUCUUCAGGAAGCUGUGAGAGGAGAGUUUUGGCGGCUACGUGAUACUCAAGGAAAGCCACCAGGUGUGAUGGGGUGGUGGCCAUCAAGAUCUGUCACAUUUAUUGAUAAUCAUGACACAGGCUCAACUCAGGGUCAUUGGCCAUUCCCGAAAGACCAUAUUAUGGAGGGAUACGCAUAUAUAUUGACUCAUCCUGGAGUACCAACAGUCUUCUACGAUCACUUCUAUGACUGGGGCAACUCAAUUCGAGAUCAGAUAGUGAAAUUGAUUGAUAUUCGCAAGCGUCAUGGUGUUCAAAGUAGAUCGCCUAUAAGGAUUUUGGAGGCUAAACACGACCUCUACUCUGCAAUCAUCGGCGAAAAACUGUGCAUGAAGAUUGGAAGUGGUUCAUGGUGUCCCUCUGGAAGGGAAUGGACACUGUCAACUUCUGGCCACAAUUAUGCAGUGUGGCAUAAGUACUGAUUCUUUGAUACAAGAUUAAGUGCUUCUGGUCUCCUUCAAAUUAUGAUUAAUAACCCUUUCCAUUGUAUCUCUAUUAUCAAGCAUCAAUGGCUGCUUUCUUUAUGUAAUAUAUAUGUAACAACAAAAAUAAGCAGCUUUGUUUAUGUUAUGUAUAAAAUAAAUGAAUAAGCAUAAGUUUAUAUGGGUACCUAUAAUUA